GUAAAAAAAACAAAACUUGUUUUAUUUGUCAUCUGAAGGCCUCCCCUUCCUGAGAGCUCCAUGGAGAAGAUGAAGCGGUUCAAGCGACGUCUCACUCAGACUCUACGAGGCAGCCACUCCAUCGACGAGUCUCUGUCUGAGCUGGCUGAGCAGAUUACGAUAGAGGAGAACGGGCUGAAGGACAGCGAGCCCAUAGUGAGGAACGGCCGCCCUGCUUCGGCCCACAGCGUCCACUCUUUCCUCCAUCAGUACUCGGGCUCAUUUAAGAAGCCGCCGAUGCGACGGCCUCAGAGUGUCAUCGGGGGAGGCCUGGGUUUGGUCAUGCCUCGCAACGGCAGCCGCCUUGACAUUGUCCAUGAAAACAUAAAUAUGGGGUCAGACGGGGAGAGCGAUCAGGCGUCAGGGACGUCCUCCGAUGAGGUGCAGUCCCCCACGGGGGUCUGUCUGAGGAACAAAGGGAACAGACGCAUCUCUGCUGAGGACUUGAACAAACGUUUGUCUCUACCGGCCGAUAUCCGGAUACCCGACGGCUACCUGCAGAAGCUGCAGCUGAGCAGCCCGCCCUUCGAUCAGCCGCUGAGCCGACGUUCCCGCAGAGCAUCACUGUCAGAAAUCGGAUUCGGGAAGCUGGAGACGUACAUCAAGCUGGACAAACUGGGGGAGGGAACCUAUGCAACAGUUUUCAAAGGGAGGAGUAAGCUGACGGACAACCUGGUGGCGUUGAAGGAGAUCAGACUGGAGCAUGAGGAAGGGGCCCCGUGCACGGCUAUCAGAGAAGUGUCUCUACUGAAGGACCUUAAACACGCCAACAUCGUCACGUUGCACGACAUCGUCCACACAGACAAGUCUCUCACACUGGUGUUCGAAUACCUGGACAAAGACCUUAAGCAGUACAUGGACGACUGCGGGAACAUCCUGAGCAUGCAGAAUGUAAAGAUUUUUCUGUUCCAGAUCCUGCGAGGCUUGGCCUACUGUCACAGGCGGAAAGUUCUCCACAGAGACCUGAAGCCCCAGAAUCUGCUCAUCAAUGACAGAGGAGAGCUCAAGCUGGCUGACUUUGGCUUGGCGAGGGCCAAGUCCGUGCCCACUAAGACAUACUCUAAUGAGGUGGUGACGCUUUGGUAUCGGCCUCCGGACGUGCUGCUGGGCUCUUCUGAAUACUCCACGCAGAUAGACAUGUGGGGAGUGGGCUGCAUUUUCUAUGAGAUGGCUGCCGGCCGGCCCCUGUUCCCCGGCUCCACGGUGGAGGACGAGCUGCACCUCAUCUUCAGACUGUUAGGCACUCCCACAGAAGACAGCUGGCCUGGAAUCUCCUCCAUCGAUGAGUUCAGGUCCCACAAGUUCUCCAAGUACAAGCAGCAGCCUCUGAUCAAUCACGCACCCAGGCUGGAUAACGACGGAAUCGAACUGCUGACAUCUUUUCUAAAAUAUGAAUCAAAGAAGAGGAUCGCUGCUGAUGAAGCAAUGAGGCAGCCGUACUUCAGGACCCUGGGGCCGCGCGUGCACACGCUGCCAGAGAACAUGUCUAUAUUCACUCUGAAGGAGGUGCAGCUGCAGCGUGAUCCCGGCUACCGGAGCUCCUCGCAUGCAGAAUCAGGCAAUGGAAAGAACAGAAGACAAAGCAUGCUGUUUUAAAAACUCCAGACUGGACUGUUAUUUUAUUUUUUUCCGACAAGAAGGACCUUCUUGCAGACGGAUCAGUUUCUAGAGAUGGAUGGAUAUGUUGACGUUUUUUUAUCAGCCCCCCAGGCCGUUUCUAAAGAUACUGGGAAAACGUAGCUGUCCGCCGUAGGACUCGCCCUCCAUCUUUUCCCCCAGGGUUAGUCUGAAGCUGGCUCCAAUGAGAGACGUUUAUUUACUGUACAUUUAUAUUUAUUGAGAGAAGAAGUUGCUGCUAAAUCAAACUACUGUUUGGGUUUCUAACUGGCUCAGUCACUUUAAUGAAUACAUGCCAUGUGUAUAGAUUUUAAACUUCAUUUUUUUGAGUUUUGAAGUGGUUUAUAUUUUGUCUUUUAUUAGUUUUUUUUUCUAAUUGGCCACUGUUAACACAUUUGCUCCAGCUUUGGAGCGAUGUUUCUGUAGCAGCUCAGAGGUCAAUGUUCUGUUUUUUUGUUUGUUUUUUUUUUGUAAAAGAAGAGGUGCUGCCCAGAUCAUCCGUUUGAAGUUUUCUGAGGCGAGGUUUGACAUAACUGAACGCUUUCGUCCCGACUGGAAGAUGCUGCACCGAUGCUGCGGUCUCAAACAUGACCAAUGAAACGAAAGCAGGGAUAAAGGAAACAUUAAGAAGGGCAUUACUGGAAGAAAUCCUAGUGGAAACACCUUCAUGUUCUACUUCUUUCUAGGAGUUUCUUUUUUCUCCUUUGCCUCCAUCUUUGUGUUGCAUGCCUGCUCCGUCGUGUGAUGAAGCACACAGCUAGUGAUCUGUUACACCAGGGAGCACUAGCUGUAGUCCAUCCUCCCCCUCAGCUGUUCUGGUCUGUCACCGUUCAUCUACCAGUGUUACAACAGAUGUUUUCUAUGAUAAUCUUUAACUUUAUUGGUGAAUAACAGAUAACUGUGUGGGAUUUUGUUGCAGAUGUCACUCCCAUAUUUGAGUUUUUUUUUUUUUUCCAGAGUCAAAGAAAUUAAAUUCAAAGUUUAC
Messenger RNA from Cyprinodon variegatus (sheepshead minnow), 2641 nucleotides. RefSeq names its product cyclin-dependent kinase 17. Gene Ontology annotation, cellular component: cytoplasm; nucleus. The record is from RefSeq and is a predicted model, not a curated record. NCBI's taxonomy places the organism in Eukaryota, Metazoa, Chordata, Actinopteri, Cyprinodontiformes, Cyprinodontidae. Gene Ontology annotation, biological process: protein phosphorylation. The transcript is spliced from 16 exons. The coding region runs from base 61 to 1635 and encodes 524 amino acids. Gene Ontology annotation, molecular function: ATP binding; protein kinase activity.